Molecule: messenger RNA, 603 nt
Organism: Antrostomus carolinensis (chuck-will's-widow)
Lineage: Eukaryota; Metazoa; Chordata; Aves; Caprimulgiformes; Caprimulgidae
Gene: TAF1A
Product: TATA-box binding protein associated factor, RNA polymerase I subunit A
Exons: 4
Biological process (GO): transcription by RNA polymerase I
Cellular component (GO): RNA polymerase I transcription regulator complex
Source: RefSeq, a predicted model, not a curated record
UUGAUUUGGAGAAUAGGAACUGAAAUUCUGUGCCAUCAUUCCCAUAGCAGCAUGAAAGAGUUCAACUCUUUCAUAGAACAGAUUAAAACUUCAGGGGUAAAAAGGUAUUUGAAGGUUUGUUUAGAGCAUGCCUUUCGCCUCCUUUGUAAUGGACUAGUAGAUGAAGCUUACCAAAUCCUGUCCGUGGCAGAAAGCUGGAGAUUUGGAGAACAAACAGCCAUUCAGGAUAAAGAAAUGAAGCUGAUUCAGGCUUACAAGGGACUGUUGGACUACUAUAGCUGGUGUAAGCAGAAGAACAUCUUGUUAGAGAAUGAGCGGGAUGGAUUUGAAGACUUGUCUGUUGAACAGGAAAUGCACAGUUGCUUUCGGAAGGCAGCAGUCAACUUAAAAGAGAUAAUUAAAAUGCCUGGAGUCUGGGAUCUCUUUGUGAAAUGCUACGUGGAUUUGUUGGAGUUCUAUGGAGACCAUAAUGAAGCCCGACAAGUAUUAAAUGAAUAUGCCUACAACUCAAAGUUUCCUGCUAAUCCCAAUGCUCAUGUUUACCUCUAUCAGUUCCUGAAGAGACAUGGUGAACCAAAGAAAUCGCUCAUCUCUGCACUCAAG